AUGGAAGGCCCUCAGAACAGCGCGCGCAACACUUCGCUCGACGAGAAGUACUACCUGUUGGUCAACAUCAUAGAGUCUUAUGAUAUCCAGCUCAUCAAGGCGUUCUAUGCGUUCCCUCAGUUCAACAAGAAGUACAGCUUUCGACUUCCGAACGGCACUCAUCAGUUCAAUGCCAACUGGCAAGUGAUGAUGGUGGCAUUCGUCUUCCUUGGAGGUUUCAUCACGAUCACAUUCAACGCACACAGUAUCCCAAUGCUCUUCGGUAGCGAGCUGCUCUACGCAUUAACCUGGGGUAUCUUCGCAGCGGCAGCACUUACUUAUGCCGCAGAAGUCGUUCCUACCUCUCUGAGAGGUUAUAUACACCGCAACAAGUCUGACUGGUCUUUCCGGAUACCAUUCGCUAUCCAGUGGUCCCUAUGGUAUCUCGCACGCAAGGGCCGCAACGAUGAAGCCAAGAAAUCGCUUGAUAGAUUUGUUGCUACCCCAAGGAAUGUCAUCAACACGAAGCAUACAUUUUCGAUGAUUCAUCACACCAUAGAGCUUGAGCGCAGCAUAAAGGUUGGUGGCUCUUACCUCGACUGCUUGAAGGGCACCAAUCUGCGCCGAAUAGAUAUCGCUACGGUCCUCUGGGCCUUCCAGAUCCUAUCCGGUUUUGCCAUCCAGAAGUACACAACCUACUUCUUCACGCUCGCUGGUCUGUCUUCCGAGAACUCAUUCGACAUGUCCAUGGGCACAUUCGGCAUGGCAUUUGUCGGUACCUGUCUGUCAUGGGGCCUCAUAUGCAUGCUGCCCACCAUGUGGAUCGUUGCAGGCCUAGAAUGGGUCCAAGCUGCUAUGCUGAUGAUCUGGUUCUUCAUUUACGCCUUCAGAACGCACAAUCGGUCCCAUACCUACGUCAUCGCCUUCAAAGUCGGCGCAAUUGAACUUCGCUCCAAGACCAUCGCGCCCAGUCGUAACGUAUACUAUAUUCUGUCGAUAGUCAACUCUGGUAUCUCGCCGUACAUGCUCAACCCUAGUAAGUGGGGUCUCAAGGGCAAGGCUGCGUUCUCUGGAGCGGUAUUCACUGUGUGCUUGAUGGUGUGGACGUAUUCCAGGCUACCGGAGACGAAGGGAUUGACACUUGCGACAUUGGAUCACUUGUUCCAUGAGAAGGUUUCGGCGAGGAGGUUUAGGGGGGAGGCGAAGCGGUUCCAGUAG
This is a messenger RNA of Macroventuria anomochaeta, 1197 nucleotides long. RefSeq lists its product as uncharacterized. The coding region runs from base 1 to 1197 and encodes 398 amino acids. The transcript has 10 exons. Gene Ontology annotation, molecular function: carbohydrate:proton symporter activity. The record is from RefSeq and is a predicted model, not a curated record. Gene Ontology annotation, biological process: transmembrane transport; carbohydrate transport. Lineage: Eukaryota; Fungi; Ascomycota; Dothideomycetes; Pleosporales; Didymellaceae. Gene Ontology annotation, cellular component: membrane.